ACGGCUACCGAAACAGCUCGUGGUUCGCCAGCUGUCAGCCAUGUGGGGAGUGGGGGAGAACGACCGAUAAUCGCGGCAGCAGGCGAGCCGAGCGCGCGCCGCCUACGCAGCGCAGUCCGCUAUCCGCCGUCCGCGCGCCAGGGCGACACGCAACUUGGGCGCUCCUUUGUUUAGAUCACGUUUCUUUGUUCAAAUCAACCCGCGAUGGAUAAAGUGCGUUCUGAUGUGAUAUAGUUAUCAUUGUGUGAGUGAAGUUUUGUUUGAAACAUGGCCAGCGAACACUCAGAGUCCCAGGAGACCAACUCUACGUCUCUCGUAGAGGACUCUCUAAAUAUAUCUUUUGAAGACAUCAACUACACUGUGCGACAUGGCAUUUUGGCGGGAGGACGCAAGACGAUCCUCCACGAUGUGUGCGGCACGUUCAACGCGGGCGAGUUGACGGUCAUCAUGGGACAGUCCGGGGCCGGCAAGAGCACUCUCAUGGACAUACUAGCGGGAUAUACAAAACCAACAAGUGGAAGUAUUUGCGUCAACGGACGAGUUCGCAAUGAAAAAAUGUUCAGGCGAAGGUCAUGUUAUAUACUGCAGGACGACCAAGUACAAAAUAUGUUAACGAUACAGGAAUCACUUCACAUAGCCGCAGAUCUCAAACUUGGUAACCAUAUUAGCGGACAGCAAAAAAAACAAAGAAUAGAAGAAAUAAUCACAUCCCUUGGUUUGAACAGAGCGCGGAGAACGAGAGCUGGCAAUUUGUCUGGUGGUCAGAAGAAGAGGCUAGCAAUAGGACUCGAAUUAAUCAGUGAUCCCCCAGUUAUGUUCCUUGAUGAACCUACCAGUGGGCUGGAUAGUUCAAUAUCGAAGCAAAUAGUAUAUUUACUUCACCUUUUAGCCCGGCAAGGGCGGACGGUGGUUGUGACGAUGCACCAGCCGUCUGCCGGCCUGCUAUACAUGGUGGACCGGAUAUAUGCCGUGGCUGCGGGGCGAUGCGCGUACGUCGGCUCCGUCACACAACUCCUGCCAUAUCUAGAGCGAAUGAAUCUGAUGUGCCCACCGUACCACAACCCUGUUGAUUUCUUAAUCGAAAUCUGCGUAGAAAAUGCAAGUGGGUUGGUAGAGAGCUCGGAUAAUGGAAGAAAUAAUAAUUGGUGUACAAAUAUAUCUCAUGAGACUGAUAGUAGUAUAAUAGAAAAAUCUAAUCUUAGUGCCUGUGAAGAAGUUUGUUUGACGACUCUACCGGCCCCUAAAGAGGAUCCGACGAGCAAAAUCCUAUUAGCACUAAAGAGCACAUACUCAACGUCGUUUUGUAAACAAUUUACUACGUUAACCAGGAGAUCCCUAUUGUCUAUUUGGAGAGACCCAGCCUUCACAAUAAUGUCGACGGGGAUCCACUGCGCGAUGGCUCUGUUCAUUGGGACGCUGUUCUAUAACAUCGGUAGUGACGCGAAGUACGUGAGGGACAACUACAACUUCCUGUACUUCAGCCUCAUGUUCCUUAUGUUCACCGCUUUCAGUUCUGUUUCUAUUAAUUUUCCCGAGGAAAUCCCUGUGAUUCGACGCGAGCAUUUCAACAGGUGGUACACUGCGGGCGCAUACUACACCUCAACAGUGGUAUCGGCCUUGCCUAAACAGACUGUGUGCACGCUCUCGUAUGCAUUCAUAGUGUACUGGCUGACCGGGCAGCCGGGCGAAAUGAAACGGUUUGCCAGCUUCUGUCUGAUACUACUCCUGGUGUCUUACGUCGCACUGUGUAAAGGACUGCUCAUUGGCUCGUUGUUUAAUGUUAAGAAUGGCGUAAUAUUCGGGCCUUUCUUCAUAAUGCCGUUCACAAUCUUCUCCGGAUUCUUCCUCCGCUACACUGACGCCCCGUUUUUCAUCCGCUGGCUCUUCAACGCUUCCUUCCUGAAACACGGUCUCGUCGGCGUAGUCCUGUCUAUCUUCGGGAUGAACAGACCCAACCUCGCGUGUUCAGAACUUUAUUGCCACUAUUCAUACCCCACUCAAUUCCUCCAAGACAACGGCAUGGUUGGGGAAAAGUUUUCUCUAGCCAUAGUUGCUUUGAUAAGCAUAGGGCUUAUAGUUUCCGUUUUAGCCUUUUUUAUACUGAAAAUCAGGUUAAAGAGUAAAUGGUGACAUGUGUCGAAAUUCAUAGAAAAUUGUGUUAAGAUAACAAUGGUUUAUUUAAAGACGUUACAUGUUCGUGAAAUGUAAGCUAGUCUAGUUUUUAACUGAGUUUUCGACUCGCUAGCAUUAUUUAUACGUGGAAAUAUUGUAAAAUAGAGAUAUAUUGUACAGCGUGUUUCAACUAAACUCGGACAUAAGUUUCAGUCCUCUUACACAAAUUAUCAGUUGAUGACAAUUUUGUAAUUUAAUGUUAAAAACAAUAUCUUGAACAAAGUUCAUCGUUAUAUUAUGCGCCAAAGCGGUGUUGUUGUAUAAUCGGGGUCCGUUUAAAUACGCUGUGUAAUAUUUAUGGUUUAAGGUGUAUCAGACAAAGUUUUAAAUAACAUAUAAUGUACAUAGUAGAUAUAAAUUCGAAGACAAAUAAAGGAAUAGUAAAAUUGGAGCAUCCCCCCCAAAUUAGGUAUUCAUUGCCGGUGUGGAAGAGAGACAAAGCUAUACGCUUUAUAGUGCUUUCUCGCUUCCACAGCUGCAACAACAUUAAAAGGUAGCGGUAUGCCGGCAGAUUGGUGUUCACAAGUUUUGACGAGUCACAAUAAAUAGAUCUCACUGGUUUGUUAGUAUUAAAUGGAGAUUGUGUUUGCAUAUUUAAAGUUUUAAAAGUUUUUUUAUAUGAAGUACAGCAUUUAUAAUUAUAUUAAUAAGGAGACAAGGGUAAUCAAUCUACUGUAGCUUUAUCAAUUUAGAUAUUAUCGGCCAUGGUAGGACUUUACUGAUAGUGCCAGUGAGAGCUAGUCAGUAAUAUUAAAACACGAGUCUUUAAGUCGAACAGGAUGUUAUAAGAGAAGAAUAAACAAAGUGCCUCAUCACGAUGUAAAGGAGAAACCAACGAAUGUAAACUUUUUCAUCAAAAACUAUUACCCGUGGAAGUACCACCACUUAUUAAAGUCAGACUAGCAGUUGCGGCAAGAGAGAUGGCGCGCUACCGGGCGUAGAGUGGCGUCUCGCUUUAACAGCUGCAACAGUCACACUUUAAAGGGUGACUGCCAACAGAUUUACAAACAUUUUUCAUAGAAACAACGUAAUAAAAAUUGAACAAAUGUUUAUGGAUUGCACAAUUUUAAAAUCGUCUUUUUUGGAUUAACUUCUAAUUUUACAUACAGGUGAAACUAUAUACUCAUGUUUGAAUAUUGUAGUUGUAUUAUAUAAACUUUGAUUCAAUAAAGACGAAUUACAAUAGCAGCAAGACGUAUCAGUAAUAUGGAAAAGUAGGUCGUACUUUUAUAAGAAAAUGUAUUUUUAGACAUUCCAUUGUAAAUAGUGAAUAUUUAACUUUUUAC
Molecule: messenger RNA, 3458 nt
Organism: Trichoplusia ni (cabbage looper)
Lineage: Eukaryota; Metazoa; Arthropoda; Insecta; Lepidoptera; Noctuidae
Product: ATP-binding cassette sub-family G member 4-like
Exons: 10
Coding region: 268-2130 (620 amino acids)
Cellular component (GO): plasma membrane
Molecular function (GO): ATP hydrolysis activity; ATP binding; ABC-type transporter activity
Source: RefSeq, a predicted model, not a curated record